CUGAGAGCGGGGAUCGGGGAUAGGGAGGGCUGGCCGAGCACAGCACUGCAGCCCCUCUCCCCUCCCCUCCCUCCCCCGGGCAAGGCAGCGAGCGAGCUGCUGCUGCUCUUGGUGCGGUGCAGAGCGGAGCCGGAGGCGCGCGGGCAGGUUCCCGGGGAGCCUGGAGCCUGGGCGCGCUGCUGGAAGCUGGGGGUGGGUGGGAAGUGUGUGCUAUGCCUUUAACGCCUGGGUACAGUAGACAUGUAUAGUGUGUAGUGUAGGGAAAGUCUAGGCGGGGUUAAAGUUCAGCUCAUGGAGCUGCUCAGCGCUCGCUGCAGUUUAGCAGAGUUGGAAAUGUGAAAGCAAGAAGCAGGCUAGGUUCUCCCCCCCUCUUUCUCUCUCCCUCUCUCUCUCUUUUCCUCUCUCUCUCCCUUUCUCUCUCUCUCUCUCUCUCUCUCUCACUCUCUCUCACACACACACCUCCAAACCACAAAAACCCCCACAGCAGUCAUGUAUUCUCCUCUCUGUCUCACCCAGGAUGAAUUUCAUCCAUUCAUUGAAGCACUUCUGCCUCACGUCCGAGCAUUUGCAUACACGUGGUUCAACCUGCAAGCCCGAAAACGAAAAUACUUCAAAAAACAUGAAAAACGUAUGUCAAAAGAGGAAGAGAGAGCAGUGAAGGACGAAUUGCUGAGCGAAAAACCUGAGGUCAAACAAAAAUGGGCAUCCAGACUUCUGGCAAAGCUACGGAAAGAUAUCAGGCCUGAGUACCGAGAGGAUUUUGUUCUCACAGUCACAGGAAAAAAGCCUCCAUGUUGUGUUCUUUCCAAUCCAGACCAGAAGGGCAAGAUGAGAAGAAUUGACUGCCUACGCCAGGCAGAUAAGGUCUGGAGGUUGGACCUUGUUAUGGUGAUUUUAUUUAAAGGUAUUCCGCUCGAAAGUACUGAUGGCGAACGCCUUGUAAAGUCCCCACAGUGCUCUAACCCAGGGCUGUGCGUACAGCCACAUCAUAUAGGAGUUUCUGUUAAGGAACUCGAUUUAUAUUUGGCAUACUUUGUGCACGCAGCAGAUUCAAGUCAAUCUGAAAGUCCCAGCCAGCCAAGUGAAGCUGAUAUUAAGGACCAGCCAGAAAAUGGACAUUUGGGCUUCCAGGACAGUUUUGUCACAUCAGGUGUUUUCAGUGUGACUGAGCUAGUCAGAGUCUCACAGACACCAAUAGCUGCAGGAACAGGCCCAAAUUUCUCCCUCUCAGAUUUGGAAAGUUCUUCAUACUAUAGCAUGAGCCCAGGAGCAAUGAGGAGGUCUUUACCUAGCACAUCCUCUACCAGCUCUACAAAACGCCUCAAAUCUGUGGAGGAUGAAAUGGACAGUCCUGGUGAAGAGCCAUUUUAUACAAGCCAAGGACGCUCUCCAGGAAGUGGCAGUCAGUCAAGUGGAUGGCAUGAAGUAGAGCCAGGAAUGCCAUCGCCAACUACAUUAAAGAAGUCAGAGAAGUCUGGUUUCAGCAGUCCCUCGCCUUCGCAGACCUCCUCCCUUGGAACGGCAUUCACACAGCAUCAUCGACCUGUCAUUACAGGACCCAGAGCAAGUCCGCAUGCAACACCAUCGACUCUUCAUUUUCCAACAUCACCCAUUAUUCAGCAGCCUGGGCCAUACUUCUCACACCCAGCAAUCCGCUAUCAUCCUCAGGAGACUCUGAAAGAGUUUGUCCAACUUGUCUGCCCGGAUGCUGGUCAGCAGGCUGGACAGGUGGGGUUCCUAAAUCCCAAUGGCAGCAGCCAAGGCAAGGUGCACAAUCCAUUCCUUCCUACCCCAAUGUUGCCACCACCGCCGCCGCCACCAAUGGCUAGGCCUGUGCCUCUGCCCGUGCCAGACACAAAACCUCCAACCACAUCGACAGAAGGAGGUGCCGCCUCUCCUACUUCACCAACCUACUCGACACCCAGCACCUCCCCCGCAAACCGAUUCGUCAGUGUUGGACCUCGGGAUCCAAGCUUUGUAAAUAUCCCUCAACAGACACAGUCCUGGUACCUGGGAUAAAAGUCACAGCUUCCCGUCUCCCACCGGACAGACCACCUGACUCCUUCCCAACUCUGUAACAUGGAAGCAGCAGCAACACAGUGCAGUUACUUCACGUCAGUGGAAGGAGAGAUGAACAGAUAUCGACAGCAAACAACUAGUACAUGGAAAUGGCAAAUGUUAUGGUCAAUGGCAAAGGCCAUAACUUUUUUGAGAUUUUUGUUUCGACGCCUUCGGGACAGUUGUGAUUUCUCAUAUGGUGCUGGAAAUGGUUGGGCUUUGUAAUUUUUGAAGUGUUUCAUUGGUAGUGUAAGUAUUAGGUGACACUGGGUAGAACUAGCCUCUGCUGCUGCUUACUGACUCGCUGUUGUAACACACUUUCCAUAUGGAGCCUAACUGUUUUACAGCAUUUUCAUUGAUUUUUUUUUCCCAUGCAGGUGUGAGACUUCUUGAGAAAUCAUGAAACACACUUAAACUGUAACUUUUGUAGUAGCUGAAUUCUGCAAUAUAUAAACGUACAGGACAGACAUAGGGCAUGUUUUUCUGUAACAGAUCGGGGGAAAAUGCAGUUUUUUGUUUUGUUGGUUUUUUUUUUUUUUUUUUUACAGUCAGAUACAGUUAGAUACAUAACAUGAAAAAAAUGAGCAUUGUCAACAGGUUUUUUUCCACUCAAGUUGCCGAGUGAUUUAAAACAAACUACUACUAUUCACUAAAAAAAGAAAAAAAAAGAAAAAAAAGAAAAAAGUUUGAAAUGCUGCACUUACAUAACAUUUUUUCAACAAUUUUCAACAAUUACACAAAAAUUCAUGCAGAAAUGGGGAAGUUGGUCUGUUUUGACAGAAACUGACAGGAAUCAAAACAAUCGAAUUUUGAAUUGAGUAAAGUGCAAUUUCAUUGGAUAGCUAAAUAUCUUUGUAAGAUAGAGAUUGUUGAAAAUUCUAUUUUUGUUUUCCAAGUCCUUCCACCCCAGGACUCUAAAAUAUUGGGGUAAAAAACAGCCUUGCAAGAAAAAGGGGAGCUAUUUUUGCUUUUUAUGUUUUUUAUUGUUAAACUUGUAUCCCUUUAAAACUGAAGGAAAAUUAAAAAAAAAAUCUAAUGGUGCUUUUACCACAAUAUGUUAACUACAUUAAAUGCUAAUUAAUCAUUUUCUGUUAUCAAAGCACAUAACUAAAAUUAAAUCAUAAUAUCUGUUAAUUUUAUAAGCUAAAAGUCACUAUAAUGGAUUAUGCCAAUUCUGACAAAUUUUACGUCUUUCCGGCAAUAUAGGGUUUAUCAGUUCUCAGACACCUUGGGAAUCAUAUAGAACGGUCCAGAAAUUAAAACACCUUUGUGUCCCUGAACUGGUACUUUUUCUGGACUACAAAGAAAACAAUACAGAAACGAAUGCUGAUGUGACAACUUACGCCAGUUCAAAGCAAGGGCACUUGCUGAAAAAAAAAAAAAAGUUUGGACCCCAAACGUCCUGUAUCUUAUGUACAAAAAAAAAAGAAAAAAAGGAAAAAAAAGAAAAAAAAAAGAGUGCAAGUGAUUUUUCCUAUCAGACAGCGGAGCAUCCCUUUGCUUCACAUGUGACUUUAAGAAGGUUUCCUAUACUAUACAUAUAUAUACGUUCUGGUUGGCAAGUCCAGCUAAUCAGAGAAAGUCUCUGCAUGUUCUAGUGUUAGUAACUAAUUUUUAUAUAGUUAAUGUAGGGUAAAGUAGAGUGCAUUAAGACACAAUAUUGUAAUCCCUAUUCCAGGCACUUGCCUUUAAACUAUGUUUGUACGGCCCUUCAGAAGGGUUUCUACUACUGUCCUAUACAAUCAAGUAACUGAAAUUCUUGGGAAGACACUUUGCUCCUCAUCUUUUCCCUGAAACAAUGUUUUUUUUUUCUUAAUUUGCACGAAACAAAAAAAAAACAAAAACAAAAAAUUCCAUAUCAAUGUGCCUUGCCCUGGAUAGCGAUUAUUUGUGGAAUUGUUGCACAUGUUCCUAUAUUGAAAGGGGUUUUUCCCUAGUCAAGCAUUUGGAGACACUUUUUGUAAAUGUGACUUUUAUGUCAGCCAUUGUCAGUUUCAACAUCUAGAAUUAAAUAGAAUGUUAGUUGUUCCGCAGAUAGGAGUAGUGUUUAUUGUCCUGUAUGGUCAGUGGCAGUGCUAUUCUGAGAUCUGUAGAUGCUAGAUUAUCAGUAUUUUUGGAUGUUGCUGCAUUUUACAUUUUAUUUGGAGUCUUCCUUUUGUUUUGUUUUUCCCAGAUAUAUGAAAAUAUGCAAUACCUGCUUAUAUCAUGUAGAAAAGCUUAGCAAUUAUUAAUUUUUCUUUUAAUUUUUUUUUAUUUGACCAAAGUUGGUGCUGCACUUGACGCAGUGUGUUUUAGGUGUUUGUCUUUGUACUUAUGUGAUUUUGAAUGCACAUGCAGGAAGGGCUCUUCUUAGAGAAGCAGUCAAACUGUGAAGCACUAAGCUGAACCCUGCUUCAAGCAAUUUUUGUUUUACAAUUGUUCCUUUCACAAGCAAGCCUUAAAAAAAAAAAAAAAAAAACUUCCUUUUUCUUCAGAUCCCACACCCAUUUUUAUUAGCAGACUGCAAUCAAGCCACAUUCAACAAAAGUAUAUAAUGCCCAUUUUUAUAUGCACGUUUUUAAACUUCCAAGUUCUGAAAAUUGUUUACUGGUUAUUCUCUAUUUAAGGAAAAAAAUAAAAUGUUUUGGAUUUUCAUAUGUGUCUGAUAAGUGGUUGAGUAGUCAUUUUGCUCUGUUGUAUUGUGUGAUUGUUAGUAUAUGGUAUCACAUCCUCUAGCCAGCAUCCUUUGCCUUCCCUAUAGCACUUAGCUGGGCAUUACUUUAUUAAGACAUAUGUGCACUAAAAAAAAUAAUAAUAAAAUUAAAAAAAUAGCAGCUUUCAGUGCUUCACAGUGAAGGGAAAAAAGCCUAGACAAACAUUUUGUCAGAACCUUGCUAUAAGCCAAGGUAUUACCAGUAAAUUGGUUGUAUAUACAAUAAAAUUGCACCCUUUUUUAAACAAAACAAACUUAAGCAAUAGUUUGGGCAGUUAGUUGUUUUUAGUGAGCAUGUUGUAGUCAUGGCUGCAAAGAGAGAGAAUUAAACUGCCCACUCAGAAGAUAUGUAAUUUGUAUGUUGUAUAGUUUUAUUGAUUACACUGAUUUAUUCUACCCUAUUUUAUAAUGCAGGACUUUUGUAAUGUUGUUUAAAUGAGGACAAAUUUCUGUCAAAUUAGCUUAGUGGAAUUUCUGAUUGUUCGUUAUAAAGGCAGCGUUCAUAGAAUUGCUUUUUUUUCCCUUUGGGAACUGGAUUUAAGUUAAAAACUUUCCUGUUUCCGUUUUGUAUGUAUUUAAAUACAGUUAUUUUUCUUCUCUCAAUGGUAUAGCAUAUUCCUAUGCUUGAGAAGUAUAGGCUACUGAAGAACCAUUGUAAAUGGACAGUACAGGUAUGCUGUAUUUUUGAAGGUAUUUUGUCGCAUUAAGUUUGAUGACGCUAAAGUUAGGGAAUUCUGAUCAGAAUUGCAGAAGAAAAUGUUUUAAAGGCUUUAAAACAUUAGGUAGGCAGUCAAGGGUGUUAAUCAACAGUGGUUGUAAAGUAUUAAACACACUAAAUUAAAUUUCUGUUCACCUUAUUACCAUGCAGAAAACACAGCAGUUCAGUUCUGUUCAGGUAUGGAGAACAAACAGUUUUUUAUUCCUCAAAGUAAAGCAAAGACUGGAGUUCUGAGCAAGACAGCUGCUCGGGGUGUGCAGCCUACAAUAAAGAAAACAUGCAAGAUUCAGGCCGACAGUGUUAGUCCCUAACUCAGAAUCUGAUUACAUUUCCUUCCCCUUUUAAAUUGUUUUAUUAGUUUGUGAAAAAAUAAUGCAAACAACUUUUAUUCCCUCUCCAUCCCAUCUUUGGAAAUUUUGUCAGACACAAAUACGGACCCAUACUCAACUCCUUCCUCCCCCACCCCAUCCCCAAAUUUAAAGAUUUAAAAAUUGCUUCUCAUGAAUUUACUCCACCAGUUCAUUCCUCUCUUUUUGAACUAGGGCACUUGCUUUUGUGGUGCUGCGCACCCCAGCAAUGCCAUUCUUUAUUCCUCGUCCUUUAUCAUAAAACGUACGGGCUAAAGUUAGGCAGCCAUGGAAUACUUUGUCUCCGCUCUUUAUUCCCCCCUCAUCCCUCCUCUCUUGAGGUUGAAGGGUAAAGGGAACACAAACUUUCCUCAACUCCACAGUAUUCAGUCAGCCCACAGGAAUAUGCAAAAUCCCUCUAACUUUGUUUUUCUUUCACUAUUUCUUUUUGUUCCAUAUAUUUUGCAGCUUUGUAGUAACAGUGUUAUAAAAUAUUUACUGUACAAAAAAAUACAAAAAAACCCAGAUACAUAGCCUAAAACAGUUUUUUUUUUCCUUGUGGUGAUUUCUUUUUUAAAGAAUGUCAGUUAAUAUUGUACUUUGCAUUGUGUCUCUGGAAAUAUCUUUUUUUUUUUUUUUUUUUUUUUUAGAAGGCCUCCAUCGAACAAAAUUAAAAACACAACCGGCAUGAUAAUGUAAGGAGAGCUUCAAUGGCACCUAAAAACUAAACAAACAAAUCUCAUGAGAUCUGUUGGAGGAAAGUCUCAUGAAGUGAACGCUGCCUGCUAGGCAGGAUUUUCAUCAAAUCAGUCUUGCAAUGCCAAUUUUGUCUUGAAGUCAAUGCAUGUAUUACUGUUUGACAGUAAACCCGGCUAUGCCAUCAGCAAGUCCAAGGCUGUGCAAUAGUCUAAUUAGUAUCGAGUACAUUUUCCUUUUAUUUUUUCCAAUAAAAAAGCAGUGGGAUGAAAAUUGCUUUGAUAUAUAGCAGGUAACAUUGAAGCUAUUCCAUAGCACUUAACUGUAGUGAAUACUGUGUCACCAAUUCUGAAAUCAAUUUAAUGUUUAAUGCAAAUCCAUUACAUGGUGCUAUUACAGGCUGGCAAAAUGAUUUACAAAAAUGUGACAACUUGGGCUCAAUUCACUCUGCUUUCCAACAAUGUAAAUGCAUAGCAGUGUUUAUCUGCAUGAAAACUAUGCACUAAUCUAUCUGAAAAAAAAAAAAAGAA
This is a messenger RNA of Malaclemys terrapin pileata, 7041 nucleotides long. RefSeq names its product nuclear factor I A (gene NFIA). Bases 490 to 2019 code for a protein of 509 amino acids. Gene Ontology annotation, molecular function: DNA-binding transcription factor activity, RNA polymerase II-specific; RNA polymerase II cis-regulatory region sequence-specific DNA binding. Lineage: Eukaryota; Metazoa; Chordata; Testudines; Emydidae. Gene Ontology annotation, cellular component: nucleus. The transcript has 11 exons. Gene Ontology annotation, biological process: regulation of transcription by RNA polymerase II. The record is from RefSeq and is a predicted model, not a curated record.